GGCGGAGGAGUUGCAUAAAAAUCCUCAGAGUGUUUUUCAGGCUCAUUUUAACGUAUUAAGGUCACGGUACUCGCGGUUCAGCGGCGGGGACCUACUCAAACGUCAGGAUUAUGAAAAGUUGUGAUAGUUUGUAACGUCUGGAGGUCAUUUGGAGUAGCGAAACACAGCAAAAAGUAGUUUCAGCUCAGAGGCGCACGAGACUAUCCGACGACUAACGUGCGGGGGAUUUUACCAAUCGUUUUCAACUUGACUUUGUCGUUUUUCGAGGGAUGCGAGUCUGUUGGACCUGUUAAUGUGUAUAGAAAACUCGGGAUAAAGCCACCUUUUCUCACCUUGUUUGCUCUGAAUUCAGCAUGCUGGCGAACACGGCGCUAUACGCGGCGAAGAAACGGAAGAAGCCGGUCCAGAAAAUUCCUAAACCACCACCUCCUGAUGGCACCAAGUCCAACCCCUCAAAACGGCACAGAGACCGGCUCAACAGCGAACUGGACAAACUCACCAGCCUGCUGCCCUUCACUGAGGAGGUCAGGGCUCGGCUGGACAAGCUGUCUGUGCUCCGCCUCAGCGUCGGGUAUCUGAAGGUCAAGAGCUUCUUCAAUGCCACCAUGAAGAUGGGCCCGAAUGGCUCCGGCUGGACCAGCGAGCGGAGCCAGAUGUUCAGGGGAAACGUCCAGAACACGCUGCCUGCCUCCACAGCCUCCGCUCCCUCUUCCUCCUCAGCCUCGGCCCCCUCCUCCCAGGUGACAUCCCUCGACGGAGUCAGCUUCUCUGAGGGAGACUUGCUGCUUCAGGCGCUGAAUGGCUUUGUGUUGGUGGUGACGGCUGAAGGCUACGUCUUCUACACGUCCCCCACAAUCCAGGAUUUUCUUGGCUUCCACCAGUCGGAUGUUGUCCAUCAGAGUGUGUUUGAGUUGAUCCACACAGACGACAGAGCUCUGUUUAGACGGCAGCUUCACUUCGCUCUCAACCCAAAUCACGGCCAGCAGGAUGCCGUCAUCGACAAUUCCAAUGAGCAGAGCUCUGCAGAGAUCAGCAGCAACGUGAUGACCUACGACCCGCAGGCCAUUCCUCCAGAAAACUCCUUAUUCCUGGAGAGAAACUUCUGCUGUCGUUUCCGCUGCCUGCUCGACAACUCCUCUGGCUUCCUGGCCCUGAACUUCCACGGCCGUCUGAAGUUGGUGCACGGUCAGAACCGGCUUUCUGAAGACGGGACAUUGGUUCCCCCGCAGCUCGCUCUGUUCGCCAUCGCCACACCAAUGCAGCCGCCGUCCAUCCUGGAGAUCCGCACCAAGACACUCAUCUUCCAGACCAAACACAAGAUGGAUUUCACUCCCAUGGCGAUCGACACCAGAGGGAAGGUGGUUCUGGGUUACACUGAAGUAGAGCUCUGUAUGAAAGGUUCAGGCUACAACUUCAUCCACGCUGCAGACAUGAUGUACUGCGCCGACAACCACGUCAGAAUGAUAAAGACAGGAGAAAGUGGCUUCACCGUCUUUAGGCUUCUGACCAAAACCAGGACAUGGGUGUGGGUCCAGGCCAACGCCAGGCUGGUCUUUAAAGGAGGGAAACCAGACUUCAUCGUGGCCCGGCAGAAACCUUUGACAAAUGAAGAAGGGGAAGAACAGCUGCACCUCCGCCGGCUGCAGUUGCCAUUCAACUUUGCCACAGGAGAGGCGUUUCUAUAUGAUGUAGCUCCGAACAUCGACCAACCCGACUCCUGCUCCAACCCUAAGCAGAGGAAGUUGGACAACUACUCCGUCAGCCCCAACUCCUUACUGGGCUGCAUGCUGAAUCAGGACCAGUCAAUCUACUGUGAACACAACAAUGCCAACUCCCUCAACUCCCUCAACGAUGUCGCCUUCAAGGACACACACGCUACAGUCAAUGUUCCUGGAGAUAUCUGGCUGGACACUACACCGAAACCUGUUGCUGGAGGCCCAAUGAAGACCGAGACCACAGUUCAGGACAUGAUGGACACCCUGCAGCAGAUUCUUGGGGACAAUGACCUCACCGAAACCUUGGACGUGGAGCCCGACGAGCUAAAGAGCUGGGAGAGCACCUUGCUGAAGAUGAGCACCAACAGCUGCGAGAUGAGCGAAGACCUGAACGACAUUCUCAACAAUGACAUCCUCUCUUAUGUGGAGGAGCAGCUCCAGAGGGAGAGCAGGCUCAAGUUGCCAGAUCAGCUGGAAGACAUACCACCCUGCCUCUCCAUGUUUGACCUCGAGAACCAGAAUCCUGACCAGGGUGGGGAGCAGAACUUUGGCUGGCCUCUGGAACCCCAGAACCAGCUGAUACCAAACGGAGGGCAGAUGAUGACAACUCCAGUCCCAGGGAUGAUGAAACUGACUCACAUUGAUGUGCCUCUGUUGAGUUCUUCUGGUUUAAAUGUUCCAACCCUUCAGCAGAUUGCCUCACAGCAAACGCUCCCCACUUCUGUUGGUCUCCAACUGGGCAGCACAGGCAACGUUGACGCUUCAGUUACCUUUAACCCUGCCUUGUGCAGUCAAACACAGAACCAGCUGAGAACUUUACAAGUUACUGCCAAUGACAACAACCUGGGAGCAUUCUCGCUCAGACAAACUUCAGCCAAUCAGAUUCAAUCCACCCAAAUGGCUCAACCAAUGCAGAACCACCUUCAGGUGAGGAUGUCCAACCAGCCAAUUGGCCUCCAGGACCAAAGCGCAAAUCCUGUGUUCAACUUUCAGGGCAGCCAGUGGAACUCCUCUGUCCCCAACUCAAACCAAGCUGACAACCAAGAGACAUUCAACCAAAAUAUUUCAAAUGAACCAGGCUUUAUCUCAGAUCCUUCCUCAUCCAGCUGCCUACAGGGCCACUUUGCACCUGAGGCACAAAACAAUGAGAAUCAGAGGCAGUCUUGGCCGCGACAGCAGCAGCAACAGCAAUUGAUCUCAAGUGGGCACCAGCAAAUGGGUGCCUGCCUAAACCAAAUGUCAGGAUUUCAGAGGAGUCCUCUUCCUGGGGUCGUCGCAGCACAGAGCGCUGUCAACGGCAGGCCGACGUUUAGGACUCCAGAGAUUUCAAAUGUACCAUUUCCUGUUCAGCAGAACAUAGCGCUGCAAGCUGUGUCACCUUCUAUCAGUUGUAUGUUCAAGAAUGCCCCCCCCUCUGUGCCUGUAAAUGGUAUGCACCUCAGGCAGGCGCCCUCCUGCCAGAGAGUAAACCAAGCCAUCAACCAGAUUCCCUCCAAGCCCUCUUGUUUCUAUCAGAGUUUUUCUGGAGGCGGAUCUGAACCGGCAAUGACGGCCAUCCCAAAUCGUGAAGAGGCAACGCUGUCCUGCCAAAUGGCCACUGGUCCCGACCUGGACGGCCUGUUGGUGAAACAACAGGAGUACUUAAACUUCAGUGAACAGACACAGAUCAACAGCCGUCCAGUCGUCGGGAAUGGAGGCUUCCCCUUCUCCUCGCUGCCCAAUGGGAAUGCAUACUACUCAGAGAACAAAUAGGAAUCAGCCACUGUGACUUCAGGACGGCAGAGGAUCCCCAUUCGGACUGAAACGGCAGUUGAAAGAAAGCAAAAGGCUCCUGUCUCUAGACGAGAUGAAAGUGUAGUAGACUGAAGAACAGAGUCGUGCCCAGGAAGGACCAGGAGACAAAACAGGAUGCCUCUUUUUCUCUUUUUUUUUUU
This is a messenger RNA of Chelmon rostratus (copperband butterflyfish), 3649 nucleotides long. RefSeq names its product aryl hydrocarbon receptor 2 (gene ahr2). Gene Ontology annotation, cellular component: aryl hydrocarbon receptor complex; nucleus. Gene Ontology annotation, molecular function: protein dimerization activity; transcription cis-regulatory region binding; nuclear receptor activity. Gene Ontology annotation, biological process: regulation of transcription by RNA polymerase II. The coding region runs from base 354 to 3467 and encodes 1037 amino acids. The transcript is spliced from 11 exons. Lineage: Eukaryota; Metazoa; Chordata; Actinopteri; Chaetodontiformes; Chaetodontidae. The record is from RefSeq and is a predicted model, not a curated record.